CGCCCCCAGCUCCGCCCGGGCCGCGCGCCCCGCAGGACCCAGACUCGCCCUGCCCCCUCGCCACCGCCUCCCGCUGCCACCGCAGGGGCGAGCUACGCGACACCCCCCCUCGGACCCCCAUCCCCCCAAUUAAAAAAAAACAAAAACGACCCUGACCUUUGCCGGCCUCCCGGGUCCACCCAGGACUCGGCAGCCUCAGGCCUCGGCCCGACGCGGGGACUGCGGGGCGGCAGGGCGCCGGGCCAAAGGCGGGGCGGGGCGGGCGCGGGGACCUUUAAGAGGCGCUGCCGCCCGGGUGCCCCAGACGCGAGCAGCGCCGCCGCGGGACUCGGCAGCCCGCAGCGCUCCGGCUCCUCCUCCCGCGACCGCGCUCCGCAGCGAUGGACGGAGACGGUGACCCAGAGAGCGUGGGCCAGCCGGAGGAGGCCAGCCCUGAGGAGCAGCCGGAGGAGGCGUGCGUGGAGGCCGAGGAGGAGCAGCCUGGGGAGGAGGCGGCGGCGGGCGAGGAGGCGGCGGCCGCGUACCUGGCGGAGCUGCCCGAGCCGCUGCUGCUGCGCGUGCUGGCAGCGCUGCCGGCCGCCGAGCUGGUGCAGGCCUGCCGCCUGGUGUGCCUGCGCUGGAAGGAGCUGGUGGACGGCGCCCCCCUGUGGCUGCUCAAGUGCCAGCAGGAGGGGCUGGUGCCGGAGGGCGGCGCGGACAACGAGCGCGACCACUGGCAGCAAUUCUACUUCCUGAGCAAGCGGCGGCGCAACCUGCUGCGCAACCCGUGCGGGGAAGAGGACUUGGAGGGCUGGUGCGACGUGGAGCACGGUGGGGACGGCUGGAGGGUGGAGGAGCUGCCCGGAGACAGUGGGGUGGAAUUCACCCACGACGCAAGCGUCACGAAGUACUUCGCCUCCUCCUUUGAGUGGUGUCGCAAAGCCCAAGUCAUUGACCUGCAGGCGGAGGGGUACUGGGAGGAGCUGCUGGACACCACCCAGCCGGCCAUCGUGGUGAAGGACUGGUACUCGAGCCGCACCGACGCGGGCUGCUUGUACGAGCUCACGGUGAGGCUGCUGUCGGAGCACGAGGACGUGCUGGCCGAGUUCAACAGCGGGCAGGUGGCGGUUCCCCAGGACAGCGAGGGCGGCGGCUGGGUCGAGAUCUCCCACACCUUCACCGACUACGGACCAGGCGUCCGCUUCGUCCGCUUCGAGCACGGGGGCCAGGACUCCGUCUACUGGAAGGGCUGGUUCGGGGCCCGAAUGACCAACAGCGGCGUGUGGGUGGAGCCCUGAGUGCGCCCUCCGGCUCCCCCGGCCGCCCUGGGGCCGGGCCGGGUGGACAGGCCUUAACUUAGUCGUAGCACCCUCGCCUAGCCCAUGCCUGACACCCGCCGCUCUGCCGCCCGUGCACAAGUCCAGCCCCGACGGCGGGGGGACUUUGCUGGCUUGCGUUUGCUUCUGUCGGCGCCUCGUCGUCGCCGGCCGCUUCUAGAGUGUGAGAUCCCAGGGGGCGCGGGCCCGCUGCUGAAUCCCCGCACCCAGCACCGUGCCUGCCACAAAGUGGGUGCAAAAUAAAUAUUAUUUGUCCAAGGAAGGAAUGAAUGAA
Sciurus carolinensis (gray squirrel) is the source of this 1590-nucleotide messenger RNA. RefSeq names its product F-box protein 2 (gene Fbxo2). The record is from RefSeq and is a predicted model, not a curated record. Gene Ontology annotation, molecular function: ubiquitin protein ligase activity; protein binding. The coding region runs from base 381 to 1277 and encodes 298 amino acids. Gene Ontology annotation, cellular component: cytoplasm; SCF ubiquitin ligase complex. Lineage: Eukaryota; Metazoa; Chordata; Mammalia; Rodentia; Sciuridae. The transcript is spliced from 6 exons. Gene Ontology annotation, biological process: glycoprotein catabolic process; SCF-dependent proteasomal ubiquitin-dependent protein catabolic process.